Molecule: messenger RNA, 1950 nt
Organism: Naegleria gruberi
Lineage: Eukaryota; Heterolobosea; Eutetramitea; Acrasida; Naegleriidae
Exons: 1
Coding region: 1-1950 (649 amino acids)
Cellular component (GO): cytoplasm
Molecular function (GO): ATP binding; hydrolase activity; DNA binding
Source: RefSeq, a predicted model, not a curated record
AUGCUUCCACAACCAUCACAUCUUCUCUCUUGUUUAAAGUGUGGCCAUGCAUUAAUUUCCUUCGAUUGGAUGUGUCUAUGCAAGUAUAACAAUGCCAAUCACUGUACACUAACCUAUGAUCAUCAAAUUAAAUACACUUCCGAUGAUCAAAUUGAUACUAAUCAUUCCAACAAUCAAAAAUUGAUGAUUAAUAUGGAUGUUCAAGAAUCACCAAAGAAGAAGAUUGUUCUCCAUACAUUACAUUGUAGAAAGUGCAAUGAAAAGGUCGCAACUGUUAUUAAAAUUAAAGAUGAAUUCACCAUUGGUACCAAAGUUGUACAAUUGAGUGAAGGCUUUGUUUGCUUUAGACCAGAAGCAACUUUUGUGAAAGGCUUGGAAGAUCCAACAACUACAAUAGCAAAGAAAAAGUGGCCCGAUAGGAAACUUCCUUUUCAUAUGAUUUAUGAGGAUAUCAAGAGUUACCUUCCUUCACAUAAUGAUAAUAAUGAUUUGACAAAUCAAGUUGUUGAGCCUAUUGUGCAGACAGUGUUGCCAAACUUUCUUGAUGAGAAGAAUCAAGAACAGUACUAUCCUCCUUCAUUGCUUCAUUCCACUCCUAGAGAUUAUCAAGUGGAGAUGUACUUUCAGAGCUUGUUUACAAACUCUCUGAUUUGUCUUCCAACAGGAUUAGGUAAAACUCUAGUGUCUGUUCUAUUGAUGAAAAAGAUGAGUGUACUCAAUCCAGAAAAGUUGGUGGCAUUUGUAGUGAACAAAAUUCCACUUGCUUUUCAACAAUCUGAUUAUUAUAUAACAGAGACCGAAGAUAAAUCCUUGGUAUUGUGUAGUCAAACGAGAACUGCAGAGUCGAUUGAAAGGUUACGUAAAAGAGAGGUUCAAGUUUGCUUCUUCACUGAUGGCUUGUUAUUGAACUUGUUCGAAAAUAGAAUGUUAAGACCUGAAGAUUUUUCAAUGGUGGUAUUUGAUGAGAUACACCAUGGAAUUAGUCCAAAUAGUAGAUAUAAUUUAUUGGGUGCUGCUUUUCGCAAUUCACAAUCACGUGUUAAAAUUACUGGUCUCACAGCAUCACCACUAGAUUUUCAACAGUUAGAAGUUUCCUUCAAAAUUGAUUCUGUUUCCUAUCCUUUUCUAACAAGAGAAAAGAUGCGAGAAAUGGAAAAUACUGCAUCAACUAAAAUUAGGAAAACAUCAAUGAAGCAAGAACAAAUACAACUGAUCUCUAAAUUUAAGGAAGAAGUAUGCUUACUGAAUGAACAAUUACUAGAGUACAAGAUUAAUAAUUUAUGGCACUUUGGGAGUUUUAUAUCAAUUAUUGGUUAUUUAAGACUUCACAUACCACCACAAUACGAAAGUAUUUCACAGAAAAUGCUCAAAUUUAUAGGAUUAAUGGAAAUGACUAAUAUUCUUGGAACCAAAGAAGCUUUAGAAUAUCUAGAAUCAUCAAAAGAUUUGGAAUAUUCAAAAGAAAAGUUUUCAAAUAUCACCCGUUCAUUUUCAGAAAGAUUUGGAGUGUUGGAGUCCAUCUUAAACAAGACUAAAGAUGAUUCACGUAUUCUAGUUUUUGUAAAAACCAAAGAAAUGUCUUUCAGGUUGACAAGAAUGUUGGAAAGAAAAUUCAAGCAAUUUUAUCCUCAAAGAAUAGUCGGCCAAUAUGGAGCAGGUGGAAUGAAUUAUGAAAAUGAACAAAGAGUCUUGAUAGAAGAAUUUAAAAAUCAUGAAUGCAAGCUCUUAGUUUCUACUAGUGUUUUAGAAGAAGGUAUUGAUAUUUCUGAUUGUAAUAUUGUUGUUCUCUUUGAUGGUAAUCUUUCUUUGAGAAGAAUUAUUCAAGCUAGAGGAAGAGCACGUCAGAAAAAGAGUACCUUCCAUUUAUUGAUUGAAGAAGAAGAACAAAAUUACUAUGAACAAAUUGAAAAGGAAGAGAAGGAAAUGAUUACAAAAAUUUCACUAAAGUAA